Messenger RNA from Drosophila rhopaloa, 1577 nucleotides. Its product is annotated as lipoprotein lipase. The transcript has 2 exons. The record is from RefSeq and is a predicted model, not a curated record. Gene Ontology annotation, biological process: lipid metabolic process. The coding region runs from base 223 to 1518 and encodes 431 amino acids. Lineage: Eukaryota; Metazoa; Arthropoda; Insecta; Diptera; Drosophilidae. Gene Ontology annotation, molecular function: lipase activity.
CGGAUUGGUCUACUUGCACAGUUUCGAGCCUAAUGCACUUUCGUUUCGUUGACACCAGUUUGUUUGUGGCUCGCUGCAGCAAAGCUGAAAGCGUCUGAUUACAGGGUGGGAUCUGAGGACUAUAAUGCCGCUGCAGACAACAAUCAAUUGCAGGAGGCAAAGACGAAUCCGAGACCCGCAGUGCAAGUAAAAGUGACAAAUGAAGUGGAAAGUGCCCUCGGAAUGAGAACGAUGAUGAUGCGGAUGCGGAUGAGAAAUCGGGGCGGUGAGCGGCGGCAGACGAACUACUUUGACACACAAAUGCCACUGCUGUCUGGCCUAAUGAGUCCCGACCUGCUGCCAAUAUUGGAUGAGCAGCAGGAGGAGCAGAAGCAGCCGGAGCAGGGACAUAACCUGGCCCACGGGCCCAGUUCGGUUGAACAGCAAUUACUCCGCCUGCAGCCGGACUACAAAUUGCUGUACAAUGCCGAGCACCACACCUAUUUCCACCUGCACACCCUCGUCCCGGAGGACACAGCCGCCCAGCCAGGACCCUCGAAAUCCGAGCAGGCUCCGCAUCGCAGGCUGUUCCAGCAGGUCGUGGGCAACACGCUGACCGCCGCCUUUGGCCUAAAUGUGAUGGACAAGGGGCAACUGGGGGGGCAGGCGGAGGUCACUAGCGAACAGGUGCAUCUCUACGAUGCCGCAUCGCUGCGCCGGUCGCGCUUCAGUCCCUUCAAUCCUACCAGAAUCCUUAUUCACGGAUGGCUGGGCAAUGCGAAUGCUAAUAUGUACAGUGCCCUAUUGCCGGCUUAUUUUGCUCUAAAAAAUGGCAACUACAACAUCUUCACGGUGGACUGGGGACGUGGAGCCAUCGCCGACUAUAUAACGGCCAGUUAUCGAGUGAAGCCGGUGGGUCAAGUCUUGGCCAAGUUCGUGGACUUCCUGCAUGAGGAGGCGGGACUGCGCUUUGAGGAUCUCCAGCUGGUUGGCUUCAGCAUGGGAGCCCAUGUGGCGGGAUUGGCGGGGAAGCAUCUGCAGACGGGUCGCCUUCGGAUGAUCCGGGCUUUGGAUCCGGCCUUACCCUUCUUCCGAUAUGCCAAGGAAAAGGAGCGACUGACCGCCGAGGAUGCCGACUACGUGGAGGUGUUGCACACUAGUGUGGGCAGCUAUGGGUUCGAUCGACCUCUGGGUCAUGCCGAUUUCUAUGCCAAUUGGGGCAGCCAGCAGCCAGGAUGCUUUUGGCAUGAAUGCAGCCAUUGGAGGGCUUUCAUGCUCUUUGCCGAAAGUCUCCUCAGGGAUCGGGAUACUGGGUUCUUGUCCCUUGGCUGUCCAGCCGGUGAAUGGCAGCAGUUGACCCGCUUCCAUCGCUGCCCAAAGGAUACUGGCAUUAUCCAGACCAUGGGCGGCGAUUUGGCCAACGUUUCUGCCGAUUUCUUGGCCCAGAGACAGGGUGUCUAUUAUUUCCAAACAAACGACCAGCCGCCGUAUGUUUUAGCACAAAAUUCCAGCUCGCAAAAGGGUGGCACAAAUAAAUAAAGAGAGAAAUGGCUGAGAGAACGUAAUGAGCAAAAUGCAAGUGCAGUUCGCGUUUUUAU